AUGGAAUCUCGUGACCUUCGACCUUCCUUAAGUGAGCUUCAGGAGCGAAUACGUUCUUUAACUGAGGAAAAUAUAUCAAAGGAACUUGUGGAGGUGCAGAUAAAAGGCAACAAGAUACGGGAGCAAUAUGAAGAGGAAACCUUUGAGUUGAAAAACAAGAUUCUGAACCAGGAGAGUGUGGUGAUGGAUCUGGAGCUGGAGAGAGACAAGCUUGGUAGGGAGAUCCAGUCCGCUACGACUCGUCUUCAGCUGGCUGAGAAGACCAGCGGGGACUUGGCGGAGGAGUACGUGACCCUGAAGAGGAACCACCUAGCCCUGACUGAGGCCCAGGAGCGAGAAGUAGCCCAGAACGAGGAGCUGAGUGCUGAGCUGCUGGAGAUGGCCCAGGCUCAGGACGCCCUCCGCAGGAAGUUGGAAGAACUGCAGCGAGAUAGGGCCUCCACUCAGGGUCUUUACGGGGAGGGGGGCCAGGAGCAGGACAGGGUGCGGGCGCUGGUCAGCCGCAUGUCACACAACAGAAUCAGGCCUGAAGACCUGGCUGUGAUGGACCAAGAGCGUAAAAGCAUGGAAAAGAGUUUGCUCGGUAACCAGGAUGAGAUCAAAGACAUGCUGGAGAAGAUGAAGCAGGGCUACGAGGAGCAGCAGCGCAGGCUGGAAGAGAGAGUGGUGGCCAUGGACAAGGAGCAGCUGGAGAACAAGAGAGGCAUCCGAAACACUCAGCAGAAACUGUCUGAACAGACUGCGACCCUCCUGAGCUCCCAAAGCCAGCUGAAGGAGGUGGAGGAGGAGAACUCCAAGUUGCAGAUGCAGGUGAAGGAGCUGAACGAGGAGUACCGUGCCAGGCUGGUGCACUACUUACAUGACCUGGCUGAGUACAUGGACGGGCUAGCGGAGGGAAAAGGGGGGAAGGGCCCCCCUGAGCGGGUGAAGAUGAGGGGCUUUGUGGACAGCAUGCUCCAGGAGGUGCGCUCCUCCUACAGGGCAAGAGAGGAGCAGCUGGCCUCCGCCGCUCGCUCCUACAAGAAGAGACUGCAGAGGACCACCAAGACCCACCAAGCCCUGCUCAUCGCGUACAGGGUGCUGAGGGAGCAGGUGCUGGGCCAGCCAGAGAGCGGUCUGGACCCUGGCCUCCCUGAGGCCCACUUCAGCCUGCAGCCCAGUGAGCUGAGCGGGGAGAAGGAGAGGGAGCUGCAGCACCUGCGCCAUGACAAGGCCUCGCUGGAGAGCCGGCUCAGGGACGCCCAGCAGCAGAUGCCAGUUUUCACCAAACCAGUUCAGAUGGUCAACCUUCAAGAUGCUGGGAAAUCUGGACCAAUUUCCAGUCUGGCCUGGGCAGACAUCAGGAAACAGCUACGAGAGAUAACCAACUCUACACAGGAGGCUCACGAGCGGGAACGUGCUCAGCUGAUAACCAGGGCAACUGUUGCCGAGGAGCAGGUUUUGGAGCUGCAAGAUUAUGUCGACAAACACCUGGGCAGAUACAAACAGGAAGUGACACGUCUGCGCAGACUGCAUGGGCUGGAGGAGGACCGGUCACAUAGCGCUGAGGCACAUAGGCCACGCCCACCUGGCCGCCCCACCAUGAAUACCAGCCAUGAAAUCUGAUCACCCUCUCUACCUUCAUCUAAAAUGGAUUAUUCAGAGUUGCACUUUAAAGAUCUAGAAUAAUGUUUGUUAAAAUGUAAUGGAUUAAUGACAAAUAAAAUUACAACAUAUCAGAUAUUCA
This is a messenger RNA of Hypomesus transpacificus, 1726 nucleotides long. RefSeq names its product coiled-coil domain containing 78 (gene ccdc78). Gene Ontology annotation, cellular component: cytoplasm. The record is from RefSeq and is a predicted model, not a curated record. Bases 1 to 1605 code for a protein of 534 amino acids. Lineage: Eukaryota; Metazoa; Chordata; Actinopteri; Osmeriformes; Osmeridae. The transcript has 13 exons.